AUGGCCCUCAACAUUCGCCAAUUCCAGAGAGACUCUAGCGGUCACCUCGAUCUCGGCUUUGUCUUGCACAUCAUGCUUCCCGUCUCCAAGGUGGUCUCGGCAGUUCUCAUCCGGGUAGCCUUCAACGUUGAGCUCGCCAAGAAGUUCUGGAAGUGGGUAGGAGAGAACAUGACCCAUGCGGCGAGGCAGCUUGAAACGAAGCGGCAGAAAGCAUGGCCCCGGAGGCCUGCUCAGGCCGGUGACGGCCAGGCCGGGGAAGCCAAGGUUUUGGAGGUUCAGCAGCCGGAACCUCCAGCGACAUGCACCGAUCCGUCGGGUGCGUCGGAUAAACCACGAUGA
Messenger RNA from Thermothielavioides terrestris NRRL 8126, 339 nucleotides. RefSeq lists its product as uncharacterized. The transcript has 2 exons. Bases 1 to 339 code for a protein of 112 amino acids. Lineage: Eukaryota; Fungi; Ascomycota; Sordariomycetes; Sordariales; Chaetomiaceae. The record is from RefSeq and is a predicted model, not a curated record.